Molecule: messenger RNA, 1434 nt
Organism: Parnassius mnemosyne (clouded apollo)
Lineage: Eukaryota; Metazoa; Arthropoda; Insecta; Lepidoptera; Papilionidae
Source: the annotation of a GenBank genome assembly
AUGGAACAUGAAGAUGAUAUGUUAUUAGUUAUAAUUGCCAACGAAAAUAGCGUUGAUACAGAAAUUAAAACUGAAGUGACAGACGAAGAAAUUAAUGAGUUGACUGUAAGAGAUGUUAUUGAUACUGCUAUAACUUAUGGCGAAUUAAUAGACUUAGAAGAAACCUUCAUAAAGGAAGAACCACCAGACACUGACUCAGAAAAUGUUGAAGAACCUCUAAAAAAAAAUAUCAAAUCCAAAUAUGGUAAGAUUGACACAGAAAACAUCAAUAAUGACACAGAAAACAUCAAUGAUGACACAGAAAAUAUCAAUGAUGACACAGAAAACAUUGAGAUUGACACAAAAAACAAGGAUGAUUUUGAAUACAGUGGGGAUGACACAGAAUAUCUACCAGAGGAGAACCAAACAAGUGAUAACAGUGAUAGUGAGGAAAAAGAGAAACAUAGAUAUACCAUGGCAAAACCUUGGGAACGAAAGUCUUUUAUUAAUGAUUUAAGGCAACAAUAUCCUGAAAUUAGACGAAAUAAAAAUAAACUAAUUAAAACACUUUCAGAGAUAAUGAAAAAUGUUAAACCACCAGCACCACCUUUAGAUUACUAUCUUAUGAAUGGUAUUAUGCUAGAGUGCAUUUAUUGCCAUAGCUUGUCAGAAACUAUCCCAGCAGCAGGUCGCCACUAUCAAGAGAAGCAUGGACCUCGUUAUCUGAUCUGUUACGCUUGUGGAGUUGACUUUAGAAGUACUACAAAUCUUUAUAAGCAUGAGAAGCGAUGCGUCGCCCCUGAUGCGGACAUAGUUUUGGCGGCAAGGGCAUUAUGCUUGGGUAGAAACGGUCCGAAACGGCCCUAUCCACCAAUAUUUGCAUCAAAUCCACGGAAGUUCACCUGUGAGAAGUGUUCAGCUGAGUUCACAUCUAAAAAUAACCUCAUGUUCCAUGAGCAUUUACAUCUGGGGAUUCGUCCCUACCGUUGCCAUUUUUGCCCAUCUGCUUACACAUCAAGAACUGCGCUAGUGCGCCACAUUAAAAAGCACAGCAACGUCGAGUACAUAUGCGACCACUGCCAGCGCUCGUUCAAAGUGAAGGCGGCGCUAGUGACGCACUUGAACACUCACAGGCCGGAAAAGCGGUUCGCGUGCAACGAAUGUGACAAGAGGUACGCGCAGAAGUUCGCGUUACAGCUGCACGUGGACAGCUGCCACCGCAACUUGCCGCCGCACCUGCCCUGCCACCUCUGCGACAAGAGGUUCCGUCGGACUUCGGUCCUCAAGGAGCACAUGAAGAAAGCGCAUGGAAUGGAACUGAUAACACGCAAGAUGUUCUACAAAACUCUUCCACAUCUAACAGAUACGCAAAUUAAAAACGCUAAGAUUGUGCGCAAGAGUAAAGACGGGAUUGUAGUUGAAGGACAAAGUGAUGAUAAAGGAAAUGAUGAGUAG